CCAACUGGAGACCAAGUAGUGGAAUGAACCUUACUUGUUGACUUUUUCCUGGUUGCUGAUUGGAUUCACUUGAAAAAGAAUCAUUUUCUUCUCUGUGGAAGCCACUUAGUGGCAUACUUAAUUCAAAUCCAGAGAUCACAAAACUUGAUUUUUCUGGAGGGACAUACCACUAUAUCAGAUAAGCUUGACAUUAUAGCCAAAAUGGUGCUGUCCCAGAGACAACGAGAUGAACUAAAUCGAGCUAUAGCAGAUUACCUUCGUUCAAAUGGCUAUGAAGAAGCAUAUUCCGUUUUUAAAAAGGAAGCUGAAUUAGAUAUGAAUGAAGAAUUAGAUAAGAAGUAUGCUGGUCUUUUGGAAAAAAAAUGGACAUCUGUUAUUAGAUUACAAAAAAAGGUUAUGGAAUUAGAAUCAAAACUAAAUGAAGCAAAAGAAGAAUUUACGUCGGGUGGUCCUCUUGGUCAGAAGCGAGACCCAAAAGAAUGGAUUCCUCGUCCACCAGAGAAGUAUGCUUUGAGUGGUCAUAGGAGUCCAGUUACUCGAGUCAUUUUCCAUCCUGUGUUCAGUGUUAUGGUCUCUGCUUCAGAGGAUGCCACGAUUAAGGUGUGGGAUUAUGAGACUGGAGAUUUUGAACGAACUCUCAAGGGGCACACAGACUCUGUACAGGACAUUUCCUUUGACCACAGUGGCAAGCUUUUGGCUUCCUGUUCUGCAGAUAUGACAAUUAAACUAUGGGAUUUUCAGGGUUUUGAAUGCAUCAGAACCAUGCACGGCCAUGACCACAAUGUCUCUUCAGUAGCCAUCAUGCCUAAUGGAGACCAUAUAGUAUCUGCCUCAAGGGAUAAGAGCAUAAAAAUGUGGGAAGUGCAAACUGGCUACUGUGUGAAGACAUUCACAGGACACAGAGAAUGGGUACGGAUGGUGCGGCCAAAUCAGGAUGGCACUCUGAUAGCCAGUUGUUCCAAUGACCAGACUGUGCGUGUAUGGGUUGUAGCAACAAAAGAAUGCAAGGCUGAGCUCCGAGAACAUGAACAUGUGGUAGAAUGCAUUUCCUGGGCUCCAGAAAGUUCAUAUUCUUCCAUCUCUGAAGCAACAGGAUCUGAGACUAAAAAAAGUGGCAAACCUGGACCCUUCUUGCUAUCUGGUUCCAGAGACAAAACGAUUAAGAUGUGGGACGUCAGUACUGGCAUGUGCCUUAUGACUCUUGUGGGUCAUGAUAAUUGGGUGCGUGGAGUUCUGUUCCAUUCUGGGGGGAAGUUUAUUUUGAGUUGUGCUGACGACAAGACUCUCCGUGUGUGGGAUUACAAGAACAAGCGAUGCAUGAAGACCCUCAGUGCGCACGAGCACUUUGUUACCUCCUUGGAUUUCCACAAGACGGCACCCUAUGUGGUUACUGGCAGUGUAGAUCAAACAGUAAAGGUGUGGGAGUGCCGUUGAUUGAGUCGCAUUUGGUUCUUCCUCCCUUUUUUCCUCUGGAUGCACUCUGAUGAUACCAUGGUUAUCCCAUUUGAGCUCUGUUUAAAUAAAUAUUGUCCUUUCAUGUAAAUUAUUCUGGAUGUAGAUUGAGCUUAUUAAAUGUUACACACAAAGUAUUCAUGCAUGGUGAAUCCAAAUUGUAUACUGUAAAUUUACAUAUGUUGUCUAGAAGUACCAUAGGGUUUAAAAACCUGGGCUGGCAUUGGUCACACCAGGCCUACAAGGGCAGAAGUUGAAUAAAUUGAACUAGGGCACUAAACUGAACAGUUGACAGUGUCAUUUUAGGUUGGACUAUUAAUUAUUGUUUUCCUUCCUGCUAUCUGUUGGUGCCUGACUUGAUGGCCUCAUUUUGGGGAAAGUGGUGGUUAUUAGGGCUUUUUCUGAAAUGUGUAUCUAUGUAACAUCACUUAAGUGUGCUUAAUAACUCUUUAAGGGUGUUAGAUAUUAAGACUACAAUUCAGAAUCUUUUGCUCCAUCUAUGUAAUUAAUGGGGAUUACAUACACAAUGAAGUUUUUGUCAUGACCCCAUUGCCAAAUCAAUAGGAUAUGUUUGUUUUGGCAGCCUAUCAAGCAAAGGCUAGUGGUAUAUUUAUGUAAGAAAAUGAUCGUAAAUCUCAAGAAAAAUCUCAGCAGCUAAUAGUGAAUCCGUUUUUCAUUUGGGUCUUACUGCUUUGUAAAC
Acomys russatus (golden spiny mouse) is the source of this 2152-nucleotide messenger RNA. It is a transcript of the gene Pafah1b1, whose product is annotated as platelet activating factor acetylhydrolase 1b regulatory subunit 1. Gene Ontology annotation, biological process: establishment of mitotic spindle orientation; germ cell development; nuclear migration. Bases 202 to 1434 code for a protein of 410 amino acids. The transcript is spliced from 11 exons. Gene Ontology annotation, cellular component: cytoplasmic microtubule; microtubule associated complex; neuron projection. Gene Ontology annotation, molecular function: microtubule plus-end binding; dynein complex binding. The record is from RefSeq and is a predicted model, not a curated record. NCBI's taxonomy places the organism in Eukaryota, Metazoa, Chordata, Mammalia, Rodentia, Muridae.